AUGGAAUACGACAAAAAAAUAUAUAAAAAACCUGAAAAACCAAAAAAUCAUUUAGCUGGACGUGUUAAUAAAUUUCAGGAAAAAGUAAAUCAAACACAAGCACCAUCACCACCACAAAUAACCUCUAUACAUACUCAACAGGAACCUGAUUAUCGUGUGCUGGAAGAAAUUAAACAUGUCCAUAAAUUGAUUAAAGAUAAUGGACAACAAGGUGAUUAUGCAAUACAAAUUAAAUUUGGUGAAUUAAUACCGAUUUAUGGAGCUGGUCAAAUCGAUAAGUUAUCAGAAAUCUUAGAAGUUGCACGUAAACAUGGUUAUAUUAAUUACACUGCUAAUGAUUUAUUACGACAAGAUCGGGAUGAAGAUAUUUUUAUUAAAUUGAUUAAAACACCAUUUUGA
Molecule: messenger RNA, 399 nt
Organism: Rotaria sp. Silwood2
Lineage: Eukaryota; Metazoa; Rotifera; Eurotatoria; Philodinida; Philodinidae
Source: the annotation of a GenBank genome assembly